Messenger RNA from Mycena citricolor, 1753 nucleotides. The record is from the annotation of a GenBank genome assembly. Lineage: Eukaryota; Fungi; Basidiomycota; Agaricomycetes; Agaricales; Mycenaceae.
AUGCUUCCCCUCCGCUCGCUGGCGACGCGCCCUUUGCGGCGACUUGGCCCGCGUGCCCUCUCGUCCAGCUCGCUCACUCGCUCCCAGGCUACUUCAGGGACUUACCAUGUUGUUGAUGGAGGCGUUGACUCAGAUUCCAAUGUCGUAGUUGAGGAUUAUCGCGGAAUGACGGCACAGGAAAUCUUCAAGGAGACUGGCAGCACCCGAACGGAUAACAAACUUAGGCAUUUCACAGGCUCUGAAUUUUGGGUAGGCAUUGCUCGUCCUCAACACCCGGCAGCGCACGGUGUGCUCCGUAUGAUCCUAGAGCUGAAUGGAGAAGAAAUUUUACGUGCCGAUCCGCACAUUGGACUGCUGCACCGUGGAACAGAGAAACUCAUUGAGUACAAGACGUACACUCAGGCCCUUCCCUACUUUGACCGCUUGGACUACGUGUCUAUGAUGACCAACGAAUUGUGCUACUCUCUCGCAGUGGAAAAGCUCUUGAACAUCGAGGUCCCAGAACGGGCCAAAUGGAUUCGCACCCUUUUUGGCGAGAUCACCCGCAUUCUAAACCACCUUAUGGCUGUCUUGACACACGCCAUGGAUGUUGGAGCGCUAACACCCUUCCUAUGGGGUUUUGAAGAACGUGAAAAGCUCAUGGAGUUCUACGAGCGUGUCUCUGGUGCGCGACUGCACUCGGCCUAUGUGCGACCUGGCGGUGUUGCUUUCGAUCUCCCCCACGGUCUGCUGAAUGACAUCUUCCUGUGGGCAACUCAGUUUGGAUCCCGUGUGGACGAAAUCGAGGAGGUCGUGACCGGGAACCGAAUCUGGAAAGAGCGGACCGUUGGUGUCGGUGUUGUCACUGUCGAAGAUGCCCAGAGCUAUGGAUUCAGUGGGGUGAUGGUCCGGGGCAGCGGCAUUCCCUGGGAUAUCCGCAAGGUAGAUGGGUAUGAUGCAUACGACCAGGUCGAGUUUGACGUUCCCGUGGGCAAGAACGGGGACUGUUACGAUCGGUAUCUGUGUCGUGUGCAGGAAAUGCGGGAGUCUUUGCGCAUCAUCAGCCAGUGUCUGAACAAAAUGCCGCCUGGUGCCGUCAAGGUCGAUGAUCACAAGCUUGUCCCUCCGCCGAGGGCCUCUAUGAAGGAGAGCAUGGAGAGUUUGAUCCACCACUUCAAGAUCUUCAGCGAGGGCUACACCGUGCCCCCCGGUGAGACGUACAGCGCCAUCGAAGCUCCCAAAGGCGAAAUGGGUGUCUACCUGGUUUCCGAUGGCACCAACCGUCCCUACCGCUGCGCCAUCCGGGCUCCCGGCUUUGCCCACCUUGCUGGCUCCGACUUCAUGAUGCGUCGUACGUCCCUUUUACCCACCCAUCCGUUCUAAUCGACUCAUUCCGGUGCUCGUUUUCGCAGAUGUGCGUUACGCUGACUGUCCAAAUCGUCUUACUGAAUUCUCCGCAGCACUUCCUUGCCGAUGCCGUUGCCAUCAUCGGAACCAUGGUGAGUGGAGGAGCAUUUGUUCUGGAAUGACUGAAUGCUGAUCAUGUUUCCAGGAUCUCGUGUUCGGGUAUGUUCUCGCUAACAUCAGAGGGCGCAGUGCUGAUCCCUGCACACAGAGAGGUAGAUCGAUAGUCGCCGUUUGCAAAUACACAAGCAUGGCCGGUAAUUCUACGAUCAUGUUUGCACAAUGUAGAGCUCGUGUCUGUUCCGUGCCUGACCAAGGACAUGCAAAAGAUUUGUUUUGUUCACUCGUUGGUUUCGUUUCUUCCAUUUUC